AUGGCAGAUAAGGUAAAAGACAUAAAUCAAUAUAAUCAAUUGAAAUCUAAAUAUAUCGGACUUGGAAAUGCUGAUAUCACGAGGGAAGAAUUUAUGACAAAUGUCAAUCGGGAUAUAUAUUCAUCGUUGGCACAACAUGAUAAUAUUUUAUACUAUAAUUCUGUAAUUAUUAACGAGCCAAUGGAAUUAUUGAGACAGAAGAUGAUUAAAAAGAUGGCAAGCCCCAUUCAGAACAAUGCAAAAAAGCCUGAGAAUUGA
Molecule: messenger RNA, 258 nt
Organism: Debaryomyces hansenii CBS767
Lineage: Eukaryota; Fungi; Ascomycota; Pichiomycetes; Serinales; Debaryomycetaceae
Product: U2 snRNP complex subunit YSF3
Exons: 1
Coding region: 1-258 (85 amino acids)
Biological process (GO): mRNA splicing, via spliceosome
Cellular component (GO): precatalytic spliceosome; U2 snRNP
Source: RefSeq, a predicted model, not a curated record